GAAAUUAUUACAGCAUUGCAAAAGGAUACUGAUUCGAUCCCCGACGACAUUCUAGGGAUGGUGGUGCGAGGGAUUUGGCUAUUACCAGUCGAACGCUGAAGUGAGAAAAUGAGAGUAACAGAAGCGAUCCGGGAAUAGAGAUAACAUUUAGUUACGACUUUUUGCAUACGCCAGACGCGCGCGCCAUUAUCAUGCAUACGUGAGGGAAAAAUUUUCACAAUUUUCCACAAAGUUAAAAUAACAUUUUCAUUUUUCUCUGGAGCGUCGUGUACGUGGGACGUUGGUUUUGAGUUUUUACGGAAGCCGAAGAGUGCGGACACAGGAAAGGCUCUCGACGAUCUGGGUCUUACAUACUACGACGCCAGGGCCAACGUUCAGUUCCACAUCUGUCGCGCUCCGUAUCGGUUCACACCCGGAAAAAGAUACUAUUAUCUCGAGAGUGCCAAUGAACAACACCGGAAAAGUGCUAGUGAAUUUUUAAACUCUAGUGAUUUAUAAGUGAUUUUAAAAGAGAUUAUAGAAAUACCUACCUACCUUCAGUAUUUUAUUUAUUCCUCAAAACUCAAUGUGCUAGUCAACACCACUGCAAUCGAACAAUGCAUUCCUCAGGAUCACCACUAUCGACAUCCUCUCCACUGGAUUUACGACCUGUUCUUGGAACAUCUGCCUUGGCACCAAUGCACCACUCAAUGCAGCACUCUAGUCACAGACUGGGACAAAAUCCAAACGUCAAUCAGCAUCAUCCACACCUUCAACAUCUAAGCAACCAUCUGCACCAUCAACAUCACCAUCAUACCCAUCAACCACAACAACAACAACAGCAGCAACAUCAUCCGUCACAUGGUCAUCACAGCACAGCGAAUGGCAACACCAGUAGCAAUAACAACAGUCCAACAACAACGGAACAUAACAAUAAAAACCACAACAACACUAGCAACAGCAACAAUCAACAGCAUCAAUCAAGCAACCUAGCAGUAGCAGUAGCAGCAGCCGGAACCGACGGCAAUGAUGGCACCGGAACACCGGAAGGUACCAGCAGCAGUGCAUCUUCCGGAAGUAAAUCUUCGAGAUCUCAGUCGCUAGUCAAGCCUCCGUACUCGUAUAUCGCACUCAUUACCAUGGCCAUCAUCCAGUCGCCGCAGAAAAAGCUAACGCUCAGUGGAAUAUGUGAUUUUAUUAUGAAUAGAUUCGCUUACUACAAAGACAAAUUUCCGGCAUGGCAGAACUCGAUACGACACAACCUAAGCCUUAACGAUUGUUUCAUCAAAAUACCCCGUGAGCCCGGAAAUCCUGGCAAGGGCAACUUCUGGACCCUGGACCCGCUGGCCGAGGACAUGUUCGACAACGGGAGCUUUCUGCGCCGACGGAAACGCUACAAACGUACGACGAUUCCGCCGGGGAUGGGAUUUCCGGCGGUAUUCAAUCCGUUCGCGCCAUUUUGGAUAAGGAAACCGGUUCCGGUGAUACCGAUGCAGUUUCCGCCACACGCUUUCGGCGAUGCAGGAUUGGGGAUGCCGGGGCGGGCUGAUUUUAUGAUGGACAGCAAGCUGAGCUUGUUCGGUGGCAAAAUGGAAGAUUUAAGUGUAGCCGUGAUGGAAAACAGUGAGUUUCUUCAACGGAAUGUGGAUGGGUUAAAAAUGUCCGGUUCGAUGAAUAAGUUUUUCCACGCUUACGGCGGAAGUGAAAGUGGUGGCCCCAGUGGCAAUUAUGAGGACAGUUUCCAGUGCAAUAACAAUAAUAACAAUAGUUCAAUUAGUAGAGAUAGUAUUGGUGGCUAUUUUAGCAAAAACAAUGUUCCUAUGGCUGUCCAAGAUCAGCGAUUCCCGCCGGACUUGGAUCCGAAUGAUGGGCGUUCUCCGUUGACCGUCGGGCACACGGAUAAUGCCAGUGCUUAUGAAUUAGAUCUCUCGAGUGAUGAUAAAAUUGAUGUGGAAAGUGACGAUGACUAUCGGUCGAUGGGAAAAGAAUACGAAUCGGACAGAAUACCGGACUAUAAUGGAAACUGUUCUCCGACAGAGAAAAAAUCUAAUGCGGACACAUCCGAAUCCGUCAAACCUACACUCGAUGCGGAAGACUACUGCUGCGAGGAUGACGAUAAUUCGGACAAAAUUAGCACCGUAUCAAACGACCACCAACCGGAUGAUUCCAAGCAAUUUUACGUGAAUAGUUUCGAAGAGUCGACCCGGUUCCUACCGGAUGCCAUCGCCGGAAAGUAUGAACAGCUGAGUCGAACCCUCGUCGAAAACGAUGACCUCAAUGUGGUGGACGCCUACGCUGAAACAAAACUGGUGGGAUUCGAUUUCAGCAGCCGGAAACGAAAGCACGGAAAUACCAAAGGAUUUAGCAUAGAAAAUCUGAUAGGUUGUAGCGUCGAGGACAGAUGAACUUGCGAGAUGGGCUUCAAGAUAUCGUAGCGUAGUGUACCUUAGCGGUUAACCAGAAACAAACCCCUUCCGUUGAAAACCUUGUACAUAUUUUGUAACAUUUAGGUCCCUUUUAACGAGAGAAACAAAUUCAUAUGUAGAACUAAAUGCUAUUAAAAUGGUAAUGUAAUUGGAUACUUGUGAUGAUAUAAUAAAAAAAG
Molecule: messenger RNA, 2584 nt
Organism: Uranotaenia lowii
Lineage: Eukaryota; Metazoa; Arthropoda; Insecta; Diptera; Culicidae
Gene: fd59A
Product: fork head domain-containing protein FD3
Exons: 2
Coding region: 597-2384 (595 amino acids)
Biological process (GO): cell differentiation; anatomical structure morphogenesis; regulation of transcription by RNA polymerase II
Molecular function (GO): DNA-binding transcription factor activity, RNA polymerase II-specific; RNA polymerase II cis-regulatory region sequence-specific DNA binding
Source: RefSeq, a predicted model, not a curated record